UCAGUUUUCAGUUUUCACAGUAGUAGAAACUAAAAAGUGAUUACUUCCACCGCGUUAAAACUCAAAAGCUCUUUCACCUUCUCACUUCAGUUCUGAUUCUUUCUGUGUUAACUUUCUCAAUUCCAAACAAAAAAAAAAUUACCAAAAAACGAAUGGGAAAAUGGAAUUAUCGUCCGUCGCGUAGAUUCUUCCCUCGUCGCAGAUCUCCUAAUCCUCCUUCCAUUUUCUACGACAUCAAAGCACCUCUUCCUGAAUUUCAGCACGAUGGAAUACCUUUAUGGGAGAAAAAAUAUUGCACUUUGAGUGGACGUGUACCGUGGCAGAAGAUUGUUGAUUCCAAAAAGUUGAUUUACUGCCACCAUAAUGUGCUCGAUUGGAAGGAUUCAGGGGCCGAAGAAGCAUUUCAAAAUGCCAAAAAACGUUACUGGGCAGAAAUCAACAGUCUUCCCUGUGAUAUUUCGCUACCUGAUCCAGAUGCUUAUAUUGAGCAAAUAGAUUGGAAUCCUUGUAUUGACCCUGAACUGAUAAAGGAAUUAGAUAAUGCAUUCUUUACUAUCCCCGAUGAACAAGAACAAGAGAAUGCCAUAAAAUAUAAAAGAACAAAAAUAUCAGUUGAUGGUGAAAAUCCUUGGGAAUGUGCUGCAUUAUCUCUUGGCAGAGCUUCAGAAAAUAAAGUCCAAGGACAAAACCAGGGGGAUUAUCAUGAUAAUUCUGAAAAUGUGGAUACUACUGACAAUCCCUGGGAGAGUAGCGUCUUUCGUGGAAGUCGAGGAUUAACUGACAAUGCUUGGGAAGGUGGUAAUGAUAAAUCAAGAGGUUGGAAUGAAGGAAGCAACCAUAACAAUCAGUGCCGAGAUUGGAAUUCUGGAUGCUUAGAGACAGAUAAAGGAUGGGGAAAAAUUAGGGAUAAUUCUUGGUGCCAGAAGCAGUCAAAUAAUUUGUCUAAUAUUGGCGGCAAGUCUUGGGAAUACAAAUCUAGUCAGCAGAAUGCAAUUUCAAUGAACACAGGAUGGAGAAACGGAGACACAAAUGUGUCAAGAUGGAAACAACAGGAAAAAGCUUAUGUUUCCAGCGAUUCGCAAUUUAGAAGGAAUAAUCGAGGUGGUUGGUCUGGUGGGAAUCAGAGUUAUCAAAUGAGGGAAGGCUCUAAUAGACAUAAUUUAGGCUAUAAUGGAUCUCAACUUCAAAGGGAUGAUAGUCAAACAGGUCAUUAUUGGAGGAGAGAACAAAGUAGAAAAAGGGAUUUUCGCGCUUAAUGGUUAUUAAACCAUACCACACCUCGUUUUUUGAUGGACACUAGUAUUUGUUUUUUGUUUAUACUGGUCAAUACUGAUAUGCCACAGGGUAACUGUUUGCCAGGAUUUUGGAAGAAGGUGGUUACUGGUUGCUAAGGCUUCUCAAACAAGAACAAAUUGGGGGUAUUUGCUUUAUCCUUGAGGUGUAAACUUUAUUUCACAGUUUGGUUUUCUAUGAAGAGAAAAACUUUUGGGUUUGUCUCAUUUUGGUUAGUAGAGAACACUCACUUAGGUGCUUUUUGCAAUGCUAAAUCUCCUGUGUGCUUUUUGAGUGGAUCUUUGGACAAUGGAUCAAUAAGGCUUCCUUGCAACUCAAUACCUUAUUUUGUUUUGAUCUUUGUGGUCUUUGUACUAUGGAUGUUCUCUUCAUAAGUUUGAGAAGGGCCAUUUAGCUAACCUUUACUUGUAUUUUAGCUUGGAAACUUAAUGUAUAUCAUGAAUAAUAGUUUAAUAUUAGCA
Trifolium pratense (red clover) is the source of this 1754-nucleotide messenger RNA. Its product is annotated as bifunctional endo-1,4-beta-xylanase XylA-like. The record is from RefSeq and is a predicted model, not a curated record. The transcript is spliced from 2 exons. Bases 153 to 1256 code for a protein of 367 amino acids. NCBI's taxonomy places the organism in Eukaryota, Viridiplantae, Streptophyta, Magnoliopsida, Fabales, Fabaceae.